Rhizophagus irregularis DAOM 181602=DAOM 197198 is the source of this 1638-nucleotide messenger RNA. RefSeq lists its product as uncharacterized. The record is from RefSeq and is a predicted model, not a curated record. Lineage: Eukaryota; Fungi; Glomeromycota; Glomeromycetes; Glomerales; Glomeraceae.
AUGUCAUGCUCAAAAAUAUUUUCAGGAGAUUUACCUGAAUUAGCAUAUGAAAUUAUAAAAUAUUUUCAAGAUGAUUUUCCAACUUUAUAUUCAUGUAUUCUAGUUAAUAGAUUAUGGUGUCGUUUAACGAUUCCAUUAUUAUGGAAAGACCCAUUUUCUAUUUCUACUGGAAAUUAUAAAUUUAUUGGAAUUUAUUUAAAUAAUUUAAAAGGUGAUUUAAAAACAAAAUUAAAUGAUUAUGAAAUUGAUAAAUUAUUACCUUUAAAUAAUACACUUUUCAAUUAUCCUAGUUUUAUUAAAUAUUUAAAUACAAAAGAAAUUAUUACUUCUAUUGAGAAAUGGUUUGAAAUUUCCGUUGGAACUUUAAUAAAAUUCAAAAAACGUUAUUUUAUAAAAAAUGCUUAUUUAAAUUUAAAAACUGAUUUUAAAAGAUUAAUUCAUAUGUCAUUAUUUAAAAUAUUUAUUGAAAAUGAAGUAAAUUUACAUACUUUUGAAAUUGAGGUCACUCUUAAUGGUUAUAGUUCUUAUUUUAAUGAUAUUUUUGAAUUAAUUUUACAAAAUACAAAUUUUAUUCAUAAUAUUAAAUAUUUAAAACUUUAUACUGGUAGAACUCCUAGUUUCUUAUAUUUUAAUGAAACUAAUGAUGAUAAAUUAACUAAAGAUCAUAUAUUAAAAUUAAUUAAUUUACAUCCAAAUCUUAAAAAAGUUGUAUUAGAUAACAAAAGUUUUCCUUUAUAUCAAUCAUUAUUAUCAUCAUCAAAGAUUUCUAAUUCUAUUUGUUCAAAUACUUUAAAUACUAUCAUAUUAUAUUGUAUCAAUUUUCAAGAUAUAAUUAAUUUAGAUAAUGUAUUUGAUCAAUUAAAUGUUUUGGAAUCUAUUCAUCUUAUUUAUUGUUAUCCUUUAAAUACUGGUUUUAUUCAACAAAUUCUUAAUUUAACUAAACCAUUUAAAUUAAAAUCUUUAAUUAUAAAUUAUAGAUCACAAAUUGAUGAAUCAUUACAUUUAUUAUUACAAAAAUUUGGUGAUUAUUUAGAAAAUUUUGGUUAUUGUAAUUAUGAUUUAUUAUCAAAACAAAAAUUACUUGAAUCAAUUAUGAAAUAUUGUAAAAAUAUCAAAUUACUUGAUUUACAUGAAUAUGAAAUUCAAAUUAUUCAUCCUAUAUUAAAUUUAAUUGAAAAUAUUAAUCAAAAUCUUAAUUAUCUUUCUAUUAAUAUCUUUCAAUCAUUAAUAUCAAAUAGUAAUAUUACUGAAUAUAUUAAAUAUAGUUCAUUAAUAUUACAAAAUUUGGGUCAAAUCCUUCCUUCUAAAUUAGAAUAUUUAAGUUUAAUUCUUCAUAUUAAAGAAGAUAAUUUUGAAUUCUUUUUAAAGAAUUCUCAAAAUACUUUUAUUAAGAAAUUAUUAAUUAAUAAUAAGGAUGGUGAUGAUAUUUUACCUUCUAUAAAAGAAUAUAUUAUGAAAAAGAAAAGAGUCAAAUAUUUAUCUAUUAAGAAUUCUUCUUAUAAAUAUUUAUUAUUUAAUAAUGAGGAUUUAUUUUAUUUGAAAGGUGAAGUAGAGGAAUUUAAUUCAUAUAAUAUCAAAGUACAAAAUUAUGAUGAUUCAAUUAUAAAAGUUUAUAAUUAUUUAAAGAAAAGUGAUUAG